AUGAUCUGCUUCUGCUCGCUGUACACCACGUGGGUGUACGUCCGGCUGUGGCGCGAGCGCGGCUCCGACCUCCACUACAUGCUGGCCAAGCACAAGCGCUUCCUGGAGCGCUACGAGGUGCUGUGCCGGCGGGACGAGGUGCAGCGGGGCCUGCUGCAGCUCAUGGGUGAGACGGACCCCCUGGCCGGCAGCCGCACGCUGCGCUUCGUGCUCAUCGUUGCCUUCCAGUGCCCCGCCCUGCUGUGCUGCGGCGUGCCCUUCGCCUGCCUGGCCGCCAUCCACUUCGCCCUCAACGCCCACGCCAUCAUCCUGCUGCGGUGCAUCAAGCGGUCCCUGGAGCUGUCCGGCGACCUGGAGGGCCACUUCAAGCUGCGCGGGCUGCGCGCCCCGGUCGACGAGCUCAUCAUGCAGCACCAGCACGUGCUCUCGAUGGUCAACACCAACAACGAGAUCUUCGCGCGCCCCAUCACCGAGCGCCUGGUCAUCACGUACGCCCUGCUGGGCCUCACGGCGUACUGCAUGUCCUCGGACCCGCUGGCCGACGUCAAGGUGCCCAUCAUCGCCUUCUUCAUGAUCGCCAGCCUGCUGCAGAUGUCGGUGCUCAGCGACAUGCUCAAGGACGAGUGCGGGUCGCUGCAGGACGUGGUGUGGCGCUGCGACUGGAUGUCGGCCAGCAGGCCCACGCAGCGCAAGCUGGUGCUGCUCACGGCCAGGGCGCAGCGCUACGACCGGGACGGCCUGGCCGCCGCGGGGCUGCAGGACAGGAUCAGCAUGAUCACCUUCGUGCAGGCUGGACAAAUAGGAUUCUCGUAG
This is a messenger RNA of Thrips palmi, 813 nucleotides long. RefSeq lists its product as uncharacterized. Gene Ontology annotation, cellular component: plasma membrane. Gene Ontology annotation, molecular function: odorant binding; olfactory receptor activity. The coding region runs from base 1 to 813 and encodes 270 amino acids. The record is from RefSeq and is a predicted model, not a curated record. The transcript has 6 exons. Lineage: Eukaryota; Metazoa; Arthropoda; Insecta; Thysanoptera; Thripidae. Gene Ontology annotation, biological process: detection of chemical stimulus involved in sensory perception of smell; sensory perception of smell.